Mangifera indica (mango) is the source of this 2761-nucleotide messenger RNA. Its product is annotated as two-component response regulator-like APRR3. NCBI's taxonomy places the organism in Eukaryota, Viridiplantae, Streptophyta, Magnoliopsida, Sapindales, Anacardiaceae. Gene Ontology annotation, molecular function: protein binding. The transcript is spliced from 11 exons. The record is from RefSeq and is a predicted model, not a curated record. Gene Ontology annotation, biological process: phosphorelay signal transduction system; cytokinin-activated signaling pathway. The coding region runs from base 187 to 2484 and encodes 765 amino acids.
UUUCUUUAACAGUCAAGCUUUCUCUGCAAGGAGCUCCAUUAAAAAAAAAAAAAAAAAAAAAAAAAAACACAAAAAAUCAUCGAUUUAAACUUAACGAUUCUGUAUUUGAAGCUAGUGGCUGUUUGGUUUUAUACUGUACUAUAUAUAAGCUCUGCAGGAUAAAAGGUUAGUGACCUAAACAGCCAUAUGUGUUACGAGCAAAAAGAUGUCAGGAAUGGUGUGGCCGGUGAAGGCCAAGGUUUGGGCUCAUCUGAAGAAGAUGAGUCGAGGGUUGAUGAUGCAGCUACAAACACAAAUAAUGGACCUGUAGGGACAAUUCAGGUCCAUGAUGGGUUCCAGAUAUCACAACAACAACCUCCUCAAGUUUCUGUGAUUUGUUGGGAGAGGUUCUUGCCUAUUAGGUCCUUGAAGGUUCUUCUAGUGGAAAGUGAUGAUUCAACUCGUCAUGUUGUCAGUGCUUUGUUGCGGAAUUGUAGUUAUGAAGUUACUCCUGUUGCAAACGGCCUUCAAGCAUGGAAGAUUCUUGAAGAUCUUUCUAAUCAGAUUGACAUUGUUCUAACAGAGGUCGUCAUGCCCAUUUUAUCAGGAAUUGGUCUUCUUUCCAAAAUUAUGAUGCACAAAACAAGAAAGAACAUUCCAGUAAUAAUGAUGUCAUCUCAAGAUUCUAUGGGCAUAGUAUUUAAGUGUUUGUCAAAAGGUGCAGUUGACUUUCUUGUGAAACCGAUUAGGAAGAAUGAACUUAAGAACCUCUGGCAACAUGUUUGGAGGAGAUGCCAUAGUUCUAGUGAUAGCGGGAGUGAAAGUGGGACGCAGACCAGAAAAUCAGAAAAAUCGAAAAGUAAUGAGGAGUCUGAAAACAAUAACAGCAGUGGUGAUGAGCAAGAUAAUGGGUAUAAUGGUCUGAAUAUUCGGGAUGGAAGUGAUAAUGGGAGUGGCACUCAGAGUUCUUGGACGAAAAAGGCAGCUGAAGUUAAUAGCCCUCAAUCACUAUCACCUUCAUAUCAGUUGGCUGAUGCUCCUGAUAGCAUUUGUGCCCAGGUGAUCCAUACUAAGCCUGAAUCAUUUAGCAACGGAUGGGUGCAUGUUAGUGAAACAAAAGAUGGCCAUGAACAGGAUGAACAACUUGAUGAUGUUGCAAUUGGCAAAGACUUUGAAAUAGGAGAAUCUAAAAUCCCAGAGAAGUUAUUCACCAAUGAAACUAGCAAAAGACACAGUAAAUUUUCUGAAGUAGAUAAUAGACUAUUUGACAACGGACAACUGGAGCAUGACAAUGAAAGUAUAUAUGGAAAAUGGAAGGACCAAGCUGCUGCUGUCAUUAGUACAAAUGCCAAUCAUACGAAUCCACAGGCCGAAGGAAGCGGCUUUGAUGCUGUAAACGGCACUUCUGACAUCUCAUGUGUCAAAGACAAAGUAACUGGUGAUUGUGGAGAACUGCCAUCUCUUGAACUAACUCUGAAAAGGGUGCGAGGAGUGGAAGACGGUCGAAGUGCUGCAAAUGAUGACUGCAAUGUUCUGAGACAUUCAGAUUUUUCAGCUUUCUCAAAAUACAAUACCGCAUCUUCUGCAAAUCAGGCCCCCACAGGGAAUGCAGGAAGCUGUUCUCCACUAGAUAAUGUUUCUGUUGCAAUGAAGUUGGAAACAAUGCAAAAUUUUCCACCCCAUUCAACUGGCACUCCUCUAAAUCAACAGUCCAACGGAAGUAAUAACAAGAAUGACAUGGCCUCUACUGCUAAAUAUGAUACCUCCAAACCAGAAGCUUUGAACGAUAAUUCAGAGUCUAUUUCAGCAUUCAAACCUUUUCACUCCUCUGCCUUCCCAUCUUUGCAGAAUGGUGGGAUUUAUUCCUCUCAACAAGUGUUAUCUGAGAAAGCAGAUGAUAUGGGAGUUAGUAUGAUUCGAGCUCAACUGAGAGGGACUCACCAUUUGGUCCACGUUCAGAAUCACCAGCACCACCACCGUCAUUAUCAUCCGCGUGAUCAUAAAGUGCAGCACCAUCAAUCACAGCAAGAUCAGGACGAUCUAUCAAUCAAGAAUAUGGCAGCUGCAGCUCUGCAGUGUGGUUCAUCAAAUGUAUUCGGAGGUACCACCGAAACUAAUGUAGGAAACUAUAGUGUGAAUGGCAGUGCCUCAGGAAGUAACCAUGGCAGCAAUGUUCAAAAUGGAAGCAGCACUGCAUUGAUUGCUGGAACAACAAACUUGGAGAGUGACAAUGGGGCAGCUGGAAAAAGUGGAGUCAGUGGGAAUGUUGUCGAUGAGGAACGAGUUGCUCAGAGAGAGGCUGCCUUGACUAAAUUUCGUCUGAAAAGAAAAGAAAGAUGUUUCGGGAAGAGGGUCCGAUAUCAUAGUAGGAAAAAAUUAGCAGAACAACGGCCUCGUGUCAGGGGACAAUUUGUUCGGCAAACAGCGUCUGAUACCAAAGGAGGAAAAGAUUGUUCGAGCAAUGACGUCACCUCAGAAGACUAUUCUGGAGAUAACCUUAGAUGACACAAGCAUUGAUGCAGACUCGUAAAUGAACUCAUAUCCCUUAUGGUGCUGGUGAAAUAGUGUACCUCAGACAAGCAUUGAAUAUUCAUGUCUAGGGAAGGGGUUUGUCUCAGUAUUAUUUGCUAGAGAGAAUGUAGGUAGGGGCUAAAAGAGACAUUCGAUUCGAAACCUCUGUGAAGAUACUUGACAUUUAAUGUUUUUUUAAUAAAUGUUUCAUGAACUUGUAGUGAAUGAUGUUACCUCUGUCACUAUGGAAUAAAUCUGUUUCUUGAACGUA